Messenger RNA from Helianthus annuus (common sunflower), 814 nucleotides. RefSeq lists its product as uncharacterized. Bases 263 to 814 code for a protein of 183 amino acids. Lineage: Eukaryota; Viridiplantae; Streptophyta; Magnoliopsida; Asterales; Asteraceae. The record is from RefSeq and is a predicted model, not a curated record. The transcript has 2 exons.
AACCGUGACUUUAAUUGUAGAUAUCAUAUGCACCAGAGAUUCCGCGGAGUUGCUUUCUAUCUGGAGAAACAACCGUGAAUCCGUUGAAGACUUCUUGUUCCGAUUCAUCAGAGAAACAGUGCGGUUCCCGGAAGCUGUUGAUCAAUUGAAGAUUGCGGGUUUCAUCCAGGGAGUAUGUGACGAUCAGUUGGUCCGCCAACUAAGAUAUCCUAACUUGACACAAAAAUUCGAAACCUUGAUACAACAAGUCAAAAUUUUAGUGAUGGUAGAGAGGCUAUGCGCUUUUAACAAAGAAGACGAGAUGCGACGCUCAGCGCGUCCCAAUAACCGGAAGCGAAAGAAGUUCUCACCGUACCGCCCCAAAUCAUGGAUGGAACAACCAAUAACCUUUCCCGCGAUUUAUACGCAUAACUACCAAGGUCCUUUUGUCAUUACGGCUACCAUAGCCGAUUAUAGCGUUUCCAUGAUCCAUAUAGAUGAAGGAAGCGCCUCAGAGAUCCUGUUUGAAAGUUUCUUCGAUCAGAUGGAUGAAGAGAUCCGUGAGAAUCUGACCAAGGGCCCAUGCCCGUUGGUCAGAUUCUCUGGAGCGAUGGUGAGACCACUAGGACAGAUCCGGCUGCCCGUCAUCAUAGGUGAGGAAGGAAGAUCCCGGACACUGGAUAUGACCUUUUCGGUUGUUCGGGCUGGUGUUUCACCAAAUGUCAUUAUUGGACGUUUGGGGAUCAGGGCCUUGCACGCGGUAGUGUCUAGUAUUCAUGGAGCAAUGAAGUUUCCUACUCCGAAUGGAAUCGCAACUAUCUUGUCCGGAGAAUAG